Molecule: messenger RNA, 1444 nt
Organism: Hibiscus syriacus
Lineage: Eukaryota; Viridiplantae; Streptophyta; Magnoliopsida; Malvales; Malvaceae
Product: SCY1-like protein 2
Exons: 5
Coding region: 48-1397 (449 amino acids)
Source: RefSeq, a predicted model, not a curated record
AAUUACUGUAGACAACUCCAGAGCAACGAUCGUCCCAUGUAUUGCCCAUGCUUGUUCGAGCUUAUGAUGACUGUGAUCCUCGUAUACAAGAAGAAGCUUUGAGAAAAUCUCUACUCCUAGCCAAACAACUUGAUACACAGCUUGUGAAAGAUGCCAUUCUGCCUCGUGUUCAUGGCUUAGCUCUUAAAACAACAGCUGCUGCGGUCAGAGUCAAUGCUUUGCUAUGCUUAGCGGAUUUUGUUCACAUACUUAAUAAACAUGCUGUGCUGGAUGUACUACAAACCAUCCAGGAUUGUACAGCUGUUGAUCGUUCAGCUUCCACGCUUAUGUGUACCCUAGCAGUUUCAAAUGCAAUUCUCAAGCAGUAUGGAGUUGAAUUCACUGCAGAGCAUGUCCUCCCUCUAGUCACUCCUCUUCUCACUGCACAACAGUUGAAUAUUCAGCAGUUUGCCAAAUAUAUGCAGUUUGUUAAGGAUAUUCUCAGAAAGAUAGAAGACAAACGAGGGGUUACUUUAAAUGAUUUGGGAAUCCCAGAGGUAAAACAUUCUACUACUGCCAAUGGGCUUCAGUCGGAAGCCUUGAGCAAAACAAGUGGAACUGUGGCUUCAGCAAAACCCACCCCAGCUUGGCAUGAAGACUGGGGUCCUACAGCCAGAGGAGCUACCAGUGCCAGGGCCACUGCUCAGCAGCCUUCAAAAAACAACUCAACCACAGAUUCCAUCUCGAGUGAUAAAUCAAUUCAAUCAACAUCCAAACAAUCAGAGCCUUCUAUGAUAUCUACUGUAUCCAGCCAGCAAUUUCCUGUUUCUUGCCCUGCAGUUGACAUCGAGUGGCCUUCUCGUGCAACUUCAGGUAUUAUUGCAGAGUCAGGCAAUGGUGAGAUGCAAUUAAAUAAUGGAACAUCAUUGGCAUCAAGUUUUGAUGAUUUAGAUCCUUUCGCAUACUGGCCUCCUCGGCCUAGUGCCUCAAAUGGUUUGGGGAGAUUGAAGGAUGGCACCAUGGGAGGACCAGCCACAACCAAUUAUGGAUCCAGUUCUUUUACAAGUAUGCAAUUAAACAAAAGCAACAGUCGGGCCUUCAGCAACCAAAACUCUGGGGAGCUGCUAAGACCUAAUCUUGGAGGAUCAAGUUCCAAUGCAAACGUUUUGGACAGUGGGGGUCUGCAGAACUCUAUUGGGUUCAUGAAACAGAAUCAGGGGAAUUCAGCUUCGAUGAACUCUUCGUACAAUAAUAAAAAAUCGUUAGAUCUGGGGUCUAUAUUUAGUAGUAGCAAAAACGAGCAGGCUGCUCCAAAACUUGCACCGCCACCCUCGACUACGGUGGGUAGAGGAAGAGGGAUGGGGAGGGCCCAUGCCAAAUCAACAUCUGAACAGCCACAUCUCCUGGAUUUACUUUGAUAAUUGGGGUUUGCUUCUACUAGAGAGAGUUGUUUUUUUCUUCUUUU